This is a messenger RNA of Sporisorium graminicola, 2001 nucleotides long. RefSeq lists its product as uncharacterized. Gene Ontology annotation, biological process: regulation of DNA-templated transcription. Gene Ontology annotation, cellular component: nucleus. The transcript has a single exon. Bases 1 to 2001 code for a protein of 666 amino acids. Lineage: Eukaryota; Fungi; Basidiomycota; Ustilaginomycetes; Ustilaginales; Ustilaginaceae. The record is from RefSeq and is a predicted model, not a curated record. Gene Ontology annotation, molecular function: zinc ion binding; DNA-binding transcription factor activity, RNA polymerase II-specific; RNA polymerase II transcription regulatory region sequence-specific DNA binding.
AUGGGAUCCCUUCGAAGCAAUCGCAAGGUGUUGCCCAACUAUCUACUCGAUGACUACGUUUCCACUCCGGACACCAAAGGAGCAUCCUCCAGCCACGAAUCGAAGAGCUCCCUUCCGCGUCAGACAUCCGCAGGCGAGAACCCUCAGCAGCACGUUCCGGAUGGGCUGGCGAGUGGAUCUGUCCAUGGCAGUGGGAGCGACAUCUCCGCUGGGCCUCUCGGAUUCCUGCCCCGUAGGAAGAAGAAGCUGAGGCAGGCGUGUGUCUACUGUCGACGCUCGCACUUGGUCUGCGAAGAGAAGCGACCCUGCCAUCGCUGCGUCAAGCGAGGCAUUGCAGACCGCUGCAUCGAUCUCCCACAAGAGGGGCAAGCGCUGCAGGAACACGCUAGAACGGGAGCCGCGCCAGAGCCGAGCUCGGGCACUAGCUCGCUGAAUGAUGGCUACGUGUCGCCACCUUCAGUCGCUGCGGGCCCAGGCAACAACAUGGCUUCAACGUCGUCAUCCAAGCAUGCCACCGACCCGACAAGGACCGAAGGCAACCAAACGAAAAAGAGAAAGGCUCGAGCCGAAACUCCUCGUGACUCAAUCGAUUCGCAUCAACACCUCAGCCGUGAGGGUCUGCAUCCCGACCUCAGUCGAUCACAUGUUGACUUAGCAAUCACAAAUGCGGCAAGUGCAUACGUGGCGGCCCCUGGUCCUGAACCCUCCAACUCGAAUGGCAUGCCAGGUGGUCCGGCCUCCGCGCUGAGCACCGCCAUGCCUCCAAGCUCCGGCUCGUUUGCACCAAUGCCGCACCAAUCGAUGCACAAUGUGCAAGCAGAGUCUUCGGUGUCAGCGAAAAACGCGCCGUCUCAGCUGCUUCAGACCCAGCCCAUCUUCCAGCCUCCUUCCUCGGCAGAGCUCGACUCGCUCUUCUCGACCUACUUUUUCGACGUCGCAGAUGCGUUCAGUGCGCGGUUGAAUGGCGCACACCCUCCAGAGAUGCAUCCCCCGUUUGCGCCGCGCCAGGGACCUCCACAGUAUCCGCAUCAUCAAGUGCAUCACCCGCCAGGAUCGCAACAUCAUGUCAGCCUUCAGCAUGCAAAUGCAAGUACUUUGCAUUCCGCGCACAACCAUCGACUCGAGUAUGGCGUGAGCUCUGGCCCCGAUCCACGCAGCUUCCAGCCGGCUCCGUCCCUAACAGCCUCACCACAGCAUCAGCUGCGGCAGAUGGACACCCGCAACGUCCGCGGCCCUCAAGUCGCAUCGUCUACGAAUAGCCCCGGCUCCAGCAUUGCCGACACGGUGGCUGUGCCCGUACCAUCCGUUGCAAGGGGUGAAAUUCAAAAGCAAAGUGGAGACCGUCGAGAUGACACUGUCGAUGAUGUGGAAGAGCCGCCGGCUCGGCAGCGGCCUGGCGACGUAUACUCGCCCUAUCCAUAUCGCAAAGGGUAUGGAUCCCUGAUGCGGUACAUGACCGAUCAAAAUUGGUCGGAGCAGUCGAUCCGGUCGGUGGAGGCGGCGCUGUCCAAGAUCCGAAGACUUUGGUUCUCGCUCGAGGACAACAUCCAGCCAUCGAGUUUGAUCCAAUUACAGGCGGAGUGGGCAGGUAACGUUCGCUAUUUUACGGAAUCAGUGCUUCCGUUCACACCUGUGCCCAUGGUGGUGUGCCGCAAGGCGGGCGAGGUGUAUUCGUCCAACCAGUUGGCGCAAGAUCUGUGCGGUCGGAGCCGAGAGCAGAUGACGGGCGGCAAGCUCUCGUGCUACGAGCUCAUGACCGAAGACUCGGCGUCCAAGUUCUUCCGAUUGUACGAGCUCGCUGUGGGUGGGACACAAGCGGAGGAUGGAAGCUAUAUCCCAGCUGUUGACAAGACGCCACCGCUCUACUGGGACGCCGAGAUUGUGCGACCGAACGGCGACGGAAGCAAUACGGUGAUUCCGACGCGUGGCAUCUUUGAGAUGAAGAUCGCACCUUGUGGGCUGCCGUCGCUAUUAGUGUGUUGCUUCGUUCCGCUUUCGUGA